Molecule: messenger RNA, 1150 nt
Organism: Teleopsis dalmanni
Lineage: Eukaryota; Metazoa; Arthropoda; Insecta; Diptera; Diopsidae
Product: replication protein A 70 kDa DNA-binding subunit-like
Exons: 3
Coding region: 374-1150 (258 amino acids)
Biological process (GO): DNA replication
Cellular component (GO): nucleus
Molecular function (GO): DNA binding
Source: RefSeq, a predicted model, not a curated record
AUAACAAAACAAGCAAUCAACUGCUCCAUUUAACAAAUGAAAGAUAUUAAAAAUAAUAGUUUAAAUAUUUGUUGUUAUCAAUUUACCGCAUAUCAAAUGGUAGAGCAACGUCUAAAUACCCCAAAUUAUUCGUCAACUAUUUAUUAAAAAUUUUAUACACAAAAUUCAGUUAAAUUUUUGUGUAUGAAAUACAACUCUACAUAUGACACAUACCUUUUUAAAAAAUUUCCCUUCGCGCCAGAUACCUUUACUGCGUCGUGUUUGGCGGAAUUUUACUAAACUGUAGUCAAGCACUCCAAUUUGUUGUGAAAUCUCUGCAAAUUUAAAUAUUAUUUCUUGUGCAUAAAGUAUUGCUACAUAAAAGGUUAACAAAAUGCCUGGCAUAGCGCCCUUAACCAAUGGAGUCAUUGCUCGCAUAAUGGCUGGUGAGGAAGUUGAUAAGCCCGUAUUACAAAUUUUGGGCACUAAAAAAAUUACUGGCGGUGAAAUGGAACGUUUACGUCUAUUGGUUUCUGAUGGAAAAUACUUGAAUAGUUAUGCGAUGCUGGCAACGCAAUUAAAUCAUUUGCAUGGAAGCGGUAAAAUUAGUGAAAAUACUAUCAUACAAGUGGAUAAGUACAUAACUUCCGUUGUUAAUAAAACUGAAACCGGACGACGUGUGCUCAUUAUAUUGGAACUAACAGUUCUCAAUCCUGGUGGUGAAGUAGGACGAAAAAUUGGUGAUCCAGUCUCCUAUACCGAAGUUGAUGCCAAAGCUGCUGCUGCAAAAUCUGCUGUACCAUCACCUGUUAAACCAACUAAACCGGAAAUAAAACCUGUUAACAAUAAUAACAACAAUAAUGCCCUUAAUCAAACUAUUAAUUCUGGUCUUACACAUCCCAUUUCCAGUCUUAGUCCAUAUCAAAAUAAAUGGGUUAUUAAAGCGCGUGUCACAUUUAAAAGUCCCAUAAGAACUUGGAGCAAUGCCAAAGGCGAGGGUAAACUAUUCAGUAUGGAUUUGAUGGAUGAAUCUGGUGAAAUACGUGCAACUGCUUUCAAGGAGCAGUGUGAUAAAUAUUUUGAUAUGAUUGAGGUGGAUCAUGUCUAUCUUAUAUCCAAAUGUCAACUUGGUCCAACAAUUUUAAAUUACAAAAUUGUUGGACCAAAUUGA